Messenger RNA from Ceratotherium simum simum (southern white rhinoceros), 5215 nucleotides. It is a transcript of the gene ARL5A, whose product is annotated as ARF like GTPase 5A. Gene Ontology annotation, molecular function: GTPase activity; GTP binding. The record is from RefSeq and is a predicted model, not a curated record. NCBI's taxonomy places the organism in Eukaryota, Metazoa, Chordata, Mammalia, Perissodactyla, Rhinocerotidae.
GGCAGGGCGGCCUGGGCUUCGGCCUCCCCCCGGCUCCUAGGAAGCGGGCCGGCGGCCAGCGCGGGAGCAGCAGCGGCAGAGGCGGAGGCUCCUGCGCGUCUCUCUCCUCCCCUUCAGCCUGAGCCCGGGGCGGCCAGGCGGCCCGGGCGGCUGGAGGGGGGGUCCGCUGCCCGAGAAUGGGAAUUCUCUUCACCAGGAUUUGGAGACUGUUCAAUCACCAGGAGCACAAAGUUAUCAUUGUUGGGCUGGAUAAUGCAGGGAAAACUACCAUCCUUUAUCAAUUUUCUAUGAAUGAAGUUGUACAUACAUCCCCUACAAUAGGAAGUAAUGUAGAAGAGAUAGUGAUUAAUAAUACACGUUUCCUAAUGUGGGAUAUUGGUGGCCAAGAAUCUCUUCGUUCUUCCUGGAACACUUACUAUACUAACACAGAGUUUGUAAUAGUUGUUGUGGACAGUACAGACAGAGAAAGAAUUUCUGUAACUAGAGAAGAACUCUAUAAAAUGUUAGCCCAUGAGGACCUAAGAAAAGCUGGAUUGCUGAUUUUUGCUAAUAAACAAGAUGUUAAAGAAUGCAUGACUGUAGCAGAAAUCUCCCAGUUUUUGAAACUAACGUCUAUUAAAGAUCACCAGUGGCAUAUCCAGGCGUGCUGUGCUCUUACUGGCGAGGGAUUAUGCCAAGGACUUGAAUGGAUGAUGUCACGACUUAAGAUUAGAUGAUCUCUACUGACCUCUUCUCAUAGAUUUUGUAUAAACGAAUUGCUGGACUUUACCUGAAAGCUGCAAAAAUUAAUCGUUUAGAUAUAUUUAUAAUAAACUGAUUUAAACUUUUUCUAUUAGAAGAAAAAUUAAGACCACUUAUUUGGAAACAAAGAUGAAGUCUCACCUUCCAAUCUGCUUUCUCAUUAGUUCCUUCCAAAGCAAGGUCUUAAAGCUGUGAUUGACUUUAUUCUCAUAAUGAAUCCUCUCAGGACAUUGUGUAGCUUGUGGUAAGUACAAAGGGAGAGGAAGACAUUUUUAACUUUAAGAGCUUUAUUAUCAGUAUAACCCUCCCUGUUGAAUGUUGUUCUCUUCAUGUUCCAUUGUCAAAAUACAAAUCGCAGAUAUUCAGUUUCCAAUAUUUUAAAAUGUAAUGUUACUUAUUGAAAGUAUUUUGCGUAACGUUGUGUAUGUAUUGUGUAUAUACCGCAGGCUUAAGUUAAUGGCUUUGAUUUACGUUCUACAGAAAAGCGAGUAACACAAAAGUUAGUAAUAUCCUUAGUUAUAACCAUAAUGAGGUGAGUACUGGCAUUGGUGUUAAGUGCUAUUUUGUACUUUUCCUCUACGUUCUCUGUAUUGUGCUAACCAACACUAACCAAUCCUAGAAAUCAUUGAGCUGCUCUUUAAAAAAAAAACAAGGAAAAAGCUUGAUGUUGUGUACCUAUUUUUUUGUUGAUCAAAUCACAUACAUGGAGACACAUAAGCCAACUGAAUGGAAUAUCUUUCACAUUCUUGGCUUAGUAUUACUAAGGGGCAGAGUUGCACACUGAGCAAUUAUCAGAUUGUUCCCUUUAUUGGAGCUUAUGCCAUCUAAAUUGCUGAGUAAAUUGUUAAUCCAUUAAUCAGUCAGUCAUUAAGUGUGAUUAAAAUUAUCAAGUGAUUUUUUUUUGUCAGCAUUAAUUGAAAACUUUUGUGUGAAAUAUGUCUCUCCAGAGAAGUAUCACCUUAUAAAUAUUAUCAAAUAAUUUAGCUCAAGUCUUCUUAGGUAUUAAAUUAUGUGUCAAGCAUUUAAGGUGACUUUGAGAUGAAAAGUAAAGUAUAUUUUCUAAGCAACAAAGAUAAUUUCUUAAUUUGAAAAUUUCUUAUUUCUUAUCUUAGCAGUUGAAAUAGUUUGAGUUUUUUUUGUUUCUGUAAGUUUUCUCUUACAUCACGUGAAUGCAUUGGUUGACAAUUAUACAAAUUCUUUUUAAUGCUUUUAAGAAUUUUGUUUAAAAAAUGAUUGACAUGAUGUAUUGUUUUUACUAAGAAGUAACUUGGCCUGAAAGACCUUUUAUAUUUGCUUAGCGUAUUUUUUUUUUUCAAUAUCUGAAAGUCGAAGGUAUUUCUGUUGUAACUAUAAACUUAUCCUAAGUGUGCUAAAACAUUCUUGGGUACUCUCUGUAUCUUUCAUGCCCUGAAUAUCUGAAAAGUAAUCCAAACUGGCAUGUUUUGGAAUAUUCAAGGAAAAAAAUAACUCCUUUAAAUACUAGCCUUUUAGAUUUCAUGAAGAUUUUGAUGAGAAAUAAUAGUACAUACUAUAAGCAUUGACAAAACUUUGGAGGUUUCUUUCUAUAAAAUUGUCAAUAUCUAAACCCAAGCCAGGCAUGGGAGAUCAGUGUUUAACGUUGGAUGUUUUGUGUUUUAUAUUUAUAUUAUAAUGUUCAAAAUGCAAGCAUAGCAUUUUAAUAUUUGUCAGCUUGCUUUUACAAAAGUAAAUCCUAAAUUACUAAGCUUUGUUCAUAUGUUCUCAUACUUUUUCAAAUCACUAUGAGGAAUUACUUGUUGUAUCUUAAAAACUCCCUUAAAACCCCAAAUCCAUUUUGUAGAUGUUGCAGUUUCAUCAGGGACAAAUAUUCUAUAAAGUAGCCCGGCAAAUCCACUCCUUUUAUCCUUUUUAUCUUUUAAUUUGAGUAAUCAUGGUUUAGUCCCUUGGAUUACUGCCACAUUGGUUCAACAGUAUACCAGCACAUUCCCUUGUCAUCAAGGUGUUGGCUAAAAUUUACUCUUAAUUGGAUGUUUAAAGCAUGCACUACAUUGUUACAGUUGGUUUAGUGUAGUAGAUUAUUGACAUGGCAUCGUGAGAAUGCAUGAAAUCUUAUACCACAUUUAUAAGACGUGAUUUUUUUUUUUUUUGUUAUAUUCUACCUUUCUUGGCUAAGCAUUAGAAAUAAGGUGGUACUUAUAUACUUGUGCAUAAAACCAAAAUUACAACAGGGAAAAAAAUUUAAAUUCAUGUAUGAAGAUACGUCAAAAUCAUAUUAACAGUAUUACUUCCAAAUAAGAUGGAGAGACUCAUGAAUAGUCAUAUUGGCAAUUUAUAUGUAGUUUAAGUGGAAUUAAGCAAAGGGCAAUGCUUUUGGUUUUUUAAUAUGCUACUUUUGGGUGUAAACAAUCAUCUUAUUCAGGGUCGUUGUGCUCAGCUUUGAAAAGAACAAAACUUCAUACUUCUGUACAUGUGGCUGGAUAUAAAUAUCCUGUGUUUGAUACUAAUUUUGAAAGUCAUAACUUCUCUUGAUAUCUUGGUAAAAGUAACCAUAUGCUAUAUGGAUUUAAAUAUGUUUAAUUUUGUCAUGAUAGCAUUUAUAAAGUAUAUCUCACACAUUAUAUUGAGGAUUUUUGUUUGAAAUUUUCAGUUCUCUCUAUUAUCUUUGACUCUCACAAUGGGCAAGGAAUACAAUGAAGGCAGGUAGUUUGAGGGGCAGGGGGAAGUGGGUAGGGAAUAUGACAUUUUGCCUUAAGAAUAAAGAAGUGCUUUAGCACUGCUGGCUGGCAUUUUUAAUGCAGGUAGUUAAAGUGAUUUUAGAAGUGCGGCAUGAAAUAGAAGAGUCCCUGAUUUCUGGCCUUUAAGAAGUGCCUAGUAGGUAGUUACAGUGAGAUUACAGAGAAAUGCAACGAGCUUGAGGAAAGGCAGGAAGUCCCUGAGAUGUUCUUUUUUUUUGUCUGAGUGUGUAGUAUUAAGAUGCCUAGAAAUGGGAUUCUAUUGUCCUCUCUCUUAUAGGCACUUUACAUUUCUUGCUGUUACUACAGCAACCACAUACAGUACAGACAACCUCAAAAUCUGUUUAUGUUAGUGUAAAUAGAAAAGCUGUAGACAACUUUCUAGUUUUCUCUGCAGGCAUUUUUGGGAAUAUAUCUGUAGUGUGUUCUACUUUGUACGUAGGGAAUAGUAGCGCAUGUGCCCCAGAUUAUCUGUAGACUUGGAGGUCAUCUUCUCUCAGUUGUGUCCUGGCAUCAACCCCUCUUUCAAGGCUGGAUAGAGACAAAAUUUCUUUGGAUGAGUUAAUUUUGACACCUCCUACUGUUCAAAUUUAAUCUGGAACUUCUUGCUUCAGAAUCAGCUUGGCCAUAGCUCAGCCAUCCUUCGCUGUCCUGUAUCUUCUUCACCAUCAAUGAAGAUGUGUUAUCUCGGUCCUGGAGGUAUUCUAAACUUCGCCUAUAUACAUUGUUCCCCAAACCACUAGUUUCUUAGUAGGUUCUCUAGUUCUCUUCUAUUCCCCUACCACUGGCUUGAUUCAUUGAUUUGUGCUUUGCUUAUUAGUGUGUUGUCAGAGUUGGUGAAUACAUCAAAAGACUGGCUUGCUGUAUAUAUAGCAUAUAAGUGCCAGUAGUAGACUCAUUUAAAUUAUACUGUAUUUAACAUUUUAAUGCUUCUUAAUUUUAGCUUCAUGUGCUGAAAGGUAGAUUUAGAAAGAUAAGAGACUGCCUAGACUCUGCCAACUCCUCAAGCUACUAGUUAGGUGUGGAAGGGAUUAAGUUAUAUGUGUAUUAUCUUCCACUGCCAAAAAUGGGUUAUGUUUUAGAAAAUACCAGUACAAACGAUUUGAGUUGGAAAAAGAUGACAAACUAAAUUUAUAUGUAGUGUUUAACCUGAAGACGUCCUUACAUCCUUAAAACCAUAGCCCACAUUCUGUUUUUUUCCUCAUGUUUACUUAUAGGACAAAGAUAAAUAUUAGAUGUCUAAAGGAAUUAGUAAUGAGAAGCCUGUCUUUACAAAAUAAACCUGAUGAAAUGGGCUUUAAAAGACAUCAAAAUCAUCAGCCACGGUGUGUUGACUCUGUGUAGAUGCAGACAUAAUAUGGAAAAUACUUUAAAGUUCCACUUAUACAAAAAUAAAACUUCAAUAUCGUGCUCCCUAGAAUGUAUGACAAUUUUAAGACCAUAAUGGUGGAAUAAAAGAAGGAAGGAAUUUAAAAACUUUGGAUGCUGUAAAGUGACUGCUUCUAUUAAACCCUAAAAUUGUGUGUGGAAUUGUGAAGAAAUUGUAACAGGAUACGGUUGGGUUAAUUAUGCAAUAUUUCUUAUCGAGUAUCUAGUCCUUGUGUAUUGUUCUAAAAACUGAAGUUUAAAUCUUUAUGGUCUUGCCUGCUAGAUGUGCUGUUCUUUGGUGGAAAAUUCCCAUAGUCUGUACUCAAGAAGUGCCUAAAACUGAUUUCUGUUGAUUUUGAAGUCCAUCUAAUAAAUUAUAUGUAUUUUCUAUGGUA